CGUUCGCGAGCGUGGUGGUUUAGCUGGAAACGCCAGAGAUGGGUGGCAGAGGCCGACCGAGAAAGAAAGAUUCAACGCCUAAGGGUGGUGCUGCAACAAAAACAAUUGAUCUGAAAGAUGAUAAUGGGGAGCAAAAUAGCAUCUCAGUUGAGGAAACCAACAAAGAGCAAACUGAGGUCGUGAAGCUUGUUGCUCGCGAUCCAAACCAGAUGGGUCUCGAAAUUGAGGAAUUAAGGCGUUUGAGUCCAGAUCUAGGGGAGAAAGAAGGGGACGCUGAAGGAAUUUUGCUAGAUCUAGCAGUUUCAACGCAAGGCCAGAGGACAAGCAGAUUCGAUGCUGGUCCCAAGGAUGGAAGAGCAGAUAAGGGGAAGAGCGAGGCCGACCCCGUGGAAGGGAAAGUAGCGAAGGGGAAAAAGGGAAAGCCACUGUGUAGUUGGGCUUCGAUUGUGGAAGGGAAUAGGGAUAUCAGUAAAGGAUGGGAUUUGCAAUACAUAAAACCUCAAGAUCCAACUGGUGCUAUGGUUAUUACUGAGAAUGAGUGGGUUAAAGGGUCAAAGAUUUGGGAGAAUGCUCUUGUUGGGUAUGUUCUGGGAUCUAAACCUGAUUUUAAGGAUGUUGCUAAUUUUGUGAAUAACAGGUGGAGGGAAUUCCAGGUGCCUAAGGCGUUUAUGCUGCGAAAUGGAGUUUUCUUGUUUGAUUUUGCUAAAAGGCAAAGAGUGGCUUAUGCUCGCAUGCUAGUAGAGAUGGAAAUCAUGGACACUCUGCCCCAUGUAGUUCCUAUUAUUGGUCCUAAGGGUAUGUUCCAGCAGCCUGUGGUCUUUGAAUGGGAGCUUGUUAGAUGUGGUAAAUGUAGAAACCUGGGGCAUGAAGAGAGAAAAUGUACGACUAAGGAAAAAAAGGUGUGGGUUCCAAAAAAACUUGCCGAGGAGCAAGUGGUCAAUCAAAUAGUUGGCACGAAGUCUUCUGAGGGGAAUGCUGAAUUAUGUGGUGGUGAAGUGCAAACUGCUACUAAUUCAGCAAAUGUGAAGCAGAGUACACUUUCACGUCCUUCUGGAAAGCUGAUAGUGGAAAGCAAUGAGCAAAGUCCAGUGCAACUGGAAGUGGGAGCUAUUAAGUCAGUGAAUCUGCAGAGUGAGACUAGUACUGAUUUGAGGGUGACUGAAGUAAUACAAACAGACCAAUUGCUACAUGUUGAAGUAUCCUCUGCAGUUGGGGAUGUUAAAUUUUUGUGCACAAUUGUCUAUGCUUUUAAUACUUUUGAUGGUAAAGUAGCAUUAUGGGAUCAAGUUAGAGCUCUAGACGUUGAAAAUGUGCCAUGGAUAAUUUCUGGAGAUUUUAAUACAACUCUAAAUUAUGGUGAAAGGGUGAAGCUUAGUGGAGUUGUUUGGGGAGAUACCUUUGAGCUCAAGGAUUUUGUCAGUAGAAUGGAGGUUUUUGAUUUGCAAUUUUCAGGUGCUUUCUUCACUUGGAGUAAUAAGCAAGGAGAAAAUGACAGGCUAUGGUGCAAGCUGGACAGGGUAAUGGCUAAUUCAACAUGGGUUAGUGCAUUCUCAAAUACUUCUGUUGUCUUUCUAAAUCCACAAUCCUCAUAUCACUCACCCUCUUUAGUGACUGUGGAUGUAUUGAUGAACGAGAAACCAAGGCCAUUUAGAUUCUGCAAUGCUUGGUCUAAGGAUGAAAACUUCCUUGAUCUGGUUAGGGAAGCUUGGAGUAUGGAUAUUCAGGGAUGCCCUAUGUUUGUUAUAGUGCAGAAAUUGAAAUUGGUAAAACAUAAGAUGAAGCAGCUGCAUAAAAAUAGAUAUGGAAACUUGGAGGGAAGAAUAAAAGAUAUGGCAGCAGAGCUACAAAAUGUUCAAGCUUCCAUGCAGAAUGCUUUAUUUAAUGAGACUUUGGCUGCAAAGGAAAAGGAACUUCAACGUGAAUUAACUAAGCUUGAGAGAGCAAAUCUGUCCGUAAUUGCCCAGCGAGCUAAAGUAACUUGGCUAAAGGAGAUGGAUUCUAAUUCUGCUUAUUUUCAUGCUAAAGUAAAGGAGAGGCAGCAUAGAAGUAUUAUUAACUCCAUCCUGAACAAUGAAGGAGUUAGAGUGACUCAGCCUGAACUUAUAAAACAAAAGUUUUUAAUGUUCUAUCAAAACUUGUUUGGAAAGGCAAAAGAAGGUGUUCAAGCAGUUGAUAUGAAUGUUAUCCGCAGGGGCAGAGUGUUAACUACUGAAGAGUUAGAAGAGUUAUGCAGGCCAUUUACUACUAAGGAAGUGGAGACUGCCCUAUUUUCAAUUCCUUCUAACAAGUCACCAAGGCCUGAUGGAUUCACUUCAGGGUUUUAUAAAGCAGCCUGGUCAAUAAUUAAAAAUAAUGUCACAGCUGCUGUGUUGGAUUUCUUUGACAGUGGGAAAAUACUCAAGCAAAUUAAUGCCACCAAUAUUACUAUUGUUCCGAAGGUGAGUUGCCCAAAUGUUGUCAGUGAUUAUAGGCCAAUAGCUUGUUGUAAUGUCAUCUACAAGGUGAUAUCAAAGCUCUUAACCCAGAGGAUUAAUGAAGUGCUGAGCAUGCUGGUUAGCAGUAAUCAAACUGCAUUUGUAAAGGGCAGAUCUAUAACGACAAAUUUAUUGAUUUGCCAAGAUCUGGUGAGGAACUAUCAUAGAAGUAAGGGGCCAGCUAGAUGCUUAAUGAAAAUUGAUCUACAAAAAGCAUAUGAUUCAGUGGAUUGGGGUUUUGUUAAUGCAAUGUUAAGAGGGCUGAACUUCCUUGAUAGAUUUAUUAACUGGCUUAUGCUUUGCGUUUCUACUACCAGAUUUUCUGUAUCGAUAAACGGACAGCCAAAGGGUUAUUUUCAGGGGCAACGAGGGCUUCAACAAGGUGAUCCAAUCCCGCCUUAUCUAUUUGUGCUAGUGAUGGAAUAUCUCACAAGGAAAUUGAAGGAGUUAGAUAUGCAGGAGAAGUUUAAAUAUCAUAGUAAGUGUCGAGUGAUGCAACUUACGCACUUGAUCUUUGUAGAUGACAUUAUGCUUUUUUGUAAGGCUGAUGAGGAGUCCACUGUUUUGAUGAUGCAAAAGUUUGAGGAGUUUGCCCGAGUCUCUAGGUUGGAAGUGAAUAGAAUGAACAGUCAAGUUUUCUUCAGUGGUGUUAGAGAAGGGCAGAAAGUUGCUUUAAUUCAGAAGCUGGGUUUUGCUGAGGGACAGCUUCCAGUUAGAUAUUUGGGGUUGCCAUUUAUUUCAAAAAAGCUGUCUCCUAAGGCAUGUCAACUUAUUAUCGAUAAAAUUCAUCAAAGAAUUGGCUCUUGGGCAACGAAAUUCCUUUCAUAUGCAAGUAGAUUUCAACUAGUUAACUCUGUUUUAUUCCACAUUCAAGUUUUUUGGAGUGGUGCUUUAUUGAUUCCUAAGAAAGUGUUAAAGCUAAUUGAUGCUGCUUGUAGAAAUUUCAUUUGGUGUGGUAAAUGGAAUUAUAAUGCAAUGUCUCUUGUAGCAUGGGAUGAUGUAUGUGUGCCAAGGAAAGAAGGGGGACUAAGGGUGAAGCAAUUGUUGCAUUGGAAUAAGGUAGCAUUAGGCAAAUUGGUUUGGAAUAUAUGUCAACAUCAAGAGUCGCUAUGGGUUAAGUGGGCACAGGUGGUGCUGUUGAGGGGUGAAAAUUUUUGGAAGGUUAAAAUCCCAGCAGAUUGUGCCUGGACAUGGAGGUAAGUUUUAAAACUUCGUCCUUUACUGAAAAAUAUCAUUUGGAUGCAAGUGGGAGAUGGAAGACAAGUUUCACUAUUCUAUGAUUGGUGGGCAGGUGAGUUAAGGUUCUGUGAGUUGAUCUCAAAGGAUGAGAUUGUUGUUUAAGGCCAUGACCUUACAGUUAGUGAGUGGUGGGAUGGUUUAGAUUGGACCAUUCCAGAUAGUUUUGUGAGAAGACAUCCCAUGCUUGUCCAGAU
Rubroshorea leprosula is the source of this 3907-nucleotide messenger RNA. The record is from the annotation of a GenBank genome assembly. NCBI's taxonomy places the organism in Eukaryota, Viridiplantae, Streptophyta, Magnoliopsida, Malvales, Dipterocarpaceae.